Humulus lupulus (European hop) is the source of this 312-nucleotide messenger RNA. RefSeq lists its product as uncharacterized. The coding region runs from base 1 to 312 and encodes 103 amino acids. NCBI's taxonomy places the organism in Eukaryota, Viridiplantae, Streptophyta, Magnoliopsida, Rosales, Cannabaceae. The transcript has a single exon. The record is from RefSeq and is a predicted model, not a curated record.
AUGGAUCCUGACCUUGAGAUAUUUGACUCUUUGUCAUCUGAGGAGGAGGAGGAGGAGAUAACUUUAGCUCUUGCUAUUGAAGAAGAACGCUUGGGUAAUGAAAGAGGCUCAACAUCGCAUUGUAGGUCUAUUCCCCGUCGUGCAUUCAUUCGAAGAAAUUCGCUUGAAGGCCAUCAACGCCUCUUUCAAGAUUAUUUUUCUGAGUCCCCGACGUAUCCACCGAAUUUAUUCCGCAGGAGGUUUCUAAUGCAACGUCAUCUUUUCUUGCGUAUUCAAGCCGAAAUCAAAGCAUAUGAACCAUAUUUCGUCUAA